AAUAAAGGAAUCAGCAAAGAACGAAAGAAAACUCAAUGAAAAUUCAUCAGGGCAGGGUAAUUUGAAAAAAUAAACAAUAAAAAACAAAAAUACAACUUCAACACCGAUAAAAAUUGGAAAAAAGUCAUAUUCAUGGCAACGCAAAGUAAAAGACAGUGGAAGAAAUAACAGCAAAGCAAUCGAAAUAGAUUCCAAAGAAAAAUUGUGAAGAAAUUGCAUUAGUUUGCGCAGCAGGCGAAGGAGAAACACACAAAUAUCAACACUAAUUAAAAAAAAUUAACGUGCGGUGACAAGCAGACAAACAAUUUAACAAAUUCGAUUAAAUCACCAACAUUUACUUGGGCUUGGUUGCACAUAUUUAAAGGGAGCGAUGAAGACCAUUGAAGAAAUUAAACAAGAGUUUCCACUGCACUGGCAUGUAUGGCAAAAUAAUGUAGAGGAAUUACGAGAAAUCCUGAAGAAUGCAAAGAUUGAUAAGGAAAAAGUCGAUCCCAGAGGCCGAACCCCACUGAUGUUAGCGGUGAAAUUGGGACAUUUACAAUGUGUUAAAAGCCUGCUAAGCGCCAAAUGUAAUGCUACUUAUGAGCAUGAGGGAUGGUCAAUUGUCCAAGAGGCCGUAUGUACGGGUAAUGAAGAGAUAUUGACUGCCAUUUUAGAGGUACGCGAUUUACAACGUCAUGUCCAGCGGGUAACACAUGUCCCCAAGUUAUUGCAACAUUUAUUGGAUGCUCCAGACUUUUACAUCGAAAUGAAAUGGGAGUUUACGUCGUGGGUUCCUUUGAUGGCACGACUCUGUCCAAGCGAUACUUACCGAGUAUAUAAACGCGGAGCAAAUGUUCGUAUCGAUACCACGUUACUGGGGUUCGAUAAUAAUACGUGGCAAAGAGGGAAUCGCUCCUAUAUUUUCAAAGGGUCAAAUGAAAGCGCCACAAUGAUAGAAGUUGAUCAUGAUACACGUGAGGUUAUGAUUGAACAAAUGAAUUCAGAGAUUGGUGACAUUAUAGCAAUACCACCACCGAUUGGUGGGGUGAAGGCUCGUCUGAAUGCGCCGGUCAUUACGAAUAGCAUUGAAAUGGAGAAGAUCAGUUUCGAAAGAAAUAAAUCGGGCAUAUGGGGAUGGCGAAGUGAAAAGUCAGAAGUGAUAAAUGGCUACAAUUGCAAAGUAUAUGGUGCAAGUAAUGUAGAAUUUAUAACCAAAACUCGUAUGGAUCAUUUGACAGAGGAGCAAAUUAAGGCCAAAACAUCAAGAACGCCCUUCCAUAACUUUUUGGGAUUAGCCGAAGAGGAGUAUAUAUCAAGUCCAGAUUUAGCCAAUUUAAGGGAAAGGACUCCAACGCCGCAUACUGAGGAGCAUAAUGAAAACGGCGAUGAGGCCUCCAACAGCAAUAGUUCCAAUAAUUCCGGUUCCAGUUCACCCAGGACUGUUAUAACCCCCCAGGAAUACUUUUCCAAUGAUGUCGACUUGGGGACUCGUGAUAUAGGACGACCAAAAAAACUAAAUACCAAAAUACAACGUUUUAAGGCAAAUCUUUGGCUCUGUGAAGAUUAUCCAAUGCGUUUACAGGAACAAGUACUUCCAAUUUUAGAUCUUAUGUCCACCAUGGCCAGCCCGCAUGUGUCCAAAUUAAAAGACUUUAUUACAAUGCAACUGCCUUCCGGUUUCCCAGUUAAAAUUGAGAUACCCUUAUUUCAUGUUCUCAAUGCGUGCAUCACGUUUGGCAAUGUCUUUGGCAUGACCACACCGGUGGAGCAUGUUACGACAAUUAAUGAAGAUGAUCGCAUUACAUGUAUAGUGGAUGAUGUGUGUUUUAAUGAACCGCUACACUACACCAAAAAAGGAGCAGACGUAAGGCGCCAAAUGCCAUUAGACGAAGACGAUAUGCUGCAAUACGCCAUUGAACAAAGUCUGGUUGAAACAACAGGUGGAGCAUGUAGUGUACAUAAUUUGGAAAGUUCCUCAUCCUCAGAUAAAGUAGAUAUUUGGGAAGCUCUUAGAGGCCAAGGUGUUGGGGCCGAAGAUGAAGAGGAUGAACAGCUUCAAAGAGUGCUACAAGAAUCGUUGUGUGCAGUCAACUUGGCAAGUUCUCCAGCUUCGGAUGACGAUGAUGGCGGCUUUAAGUACAUUGAUCCGGAUUUGGCGCUGGCUCUGCGGCUGAGCCAGCAGGAUCAGCAGCAAUAUGAAUUGGAACGCAAACGCGAACAGGAAAUGAUAGAGCAAGCUUUGAAAUUAAGCUUACAAGAACACUAGAUGAUGGGUUUUCGUAUUCAACUUAACAUCACUAAGUUGCUUUUCAUUUAUUUAACGUUUUGUUAUUUGUUUAAAACAAACAACAAUUGUUGUGAUUUUUGAGUUCUUCUCUGAGACGUGUCCUUUUAAAAUAAGUAUAUAAUUAUGUUUUAAUUUAAUACAAAAAAGAGUCAUUUCAAUUAAUUGCCACAUAUAAUUUUGGUAAUUUAUAUAUUUUUUGUUUAUAAACAUACCUAAUUUAUGCCAAAAUGUCUUUAUUUGCAAAUUUAUGUUUAUUAAAAUCGUUAUGUAAGAUCUUAUAAUUAAAAAAAAGAAAAAAAAAAUAUUCAAAACCCAAUUAUAUACACUAAAAAAUAUAUAUACUUUUGUAUACUUAAUUGUAGCAAACGUAUAUGAAUUUACACAUAUAUGUUAAACAUAUUAAAUAGAACACAUUCACAUAUAUACGUACCACUACAAAAAGAAAAAAACCAUACACAUACACAGCAGAGACUUCUUAUUAAGAUCGUAACAUUUCGCAGUGAAGAAGAAGACGAAAUCUAAAAUAACUAUACUAUCACUUUAUUUUAAUUUGUUAUGUUUACUAUAUAGAGAAGUAAAAAAAAAAAGAAAUAAUGAAAGUGAAAGAAAUAAAUCAAUACCAUACACGAAAAU
This is a messenger RNA of Musca domestica (house fly), 2902 nucleotides long. Its product is annotated as ankyrin repeat domain-containing protein 13D. Bases 371 to 2248 code for a protein of 625 amino acids. The record is from RefSeq and is a predicted model, not a curated record. NCBI's taxonomy places the organism in Eukaryota, Metazoa, Arthropoda, Insecta, Diptera, Muscidae. Gene Ontology annotation, cellular component: cytoplasm. The transcript is spliced from 10 exons. Gene Ontology annotation, molecular function: protein binding.